AUGGAAGUCUCCAAUGAACAUGGUUAUGGCUCAAUUUAUGACAGAAAAUUAAUCCCUGGACUUGCGAUGAAAACAAUUAAUCAAAAAUCAAGCGUCAAUAAUGAGUCCACUUUGAAUGCUAAAAAUCGCAGUCCUUUAUCUUCAACGAAAUUGAACAACAAAACAAAUAAGCCUGUUCGUUACUUUAUAUCCGGUUCAAAUCCUAGUGUAAUUCAAGAUUCUGCACUUUCCUUAGCUGAUCUCAGGCGAUUUCCUCAAACUUGGAAAGCCCCAGUCAAAUGCUUAAUUUGCUCUCGUCGUUUCAAUCAUAUCUGGCAUUUAGCGUUUCAUUUAGUUAAUCUAAUUUUUUUCUUGGUUAUUAUUUUGAUAAUAUUUCAGAUGACUAAUUAUCCCUCAUUAACUUUCAAAUUUUAUGUUGAUGCUAAAAACGAUGCGAAUGACUGUUCAAGUAAUAAAAAUUCAGAGAAACGUGUUCAGGAUCCUUCAUUUAUUAUAAGAUUUUCUACUUCUAAUGAAACAAAUGAGCUUGGAAAAAAUGGAGCAAAUAUUUUAAUUUUCAGAAAUAAGGCUCGUUUUAUGCGUUCAUCAUUUCUAGAAUUAUCUAAUUUGGAUGUGGAUGAUAAACAUACAAUUGUAUCUUCCGUUAAUUCUCUCAGGGACAAAAUAUCUGUGUUUAUGCCAGUCAAUAGUGGAAUAAAUUUCAAAGGUGUUUUACCUUUUAACGGAUCUAAAUACGUUGAGUUCUCGUCUGUGGGUCUUUGUAGUGUUGACUGUGAUAGAGGAUGGAUUCGGGAUAGUUAUAAACAGGCAAUUAUUUAUUAUUCUAUUAUUUUUUACGAAUUUUUUUUUAUUUAGCGCUUCAACCAGAUUACCGAUCUCUUGCCCAAAGAAAAGCGUUUCUUUGUUUACUGGAAUGAAUUUAUUGGAAAACCGAUUAAUAAGGAACUUGCUCAAUAUCAAAUGCCUGUGUUGAUGAAACGCUUUAUUUUUGAAUUUG
This is a messenger RNA of Meloidogyne enterolobii, 997 nucleotides long. Lineage: Eukaryota; Metazoa; Nematoda; Chromadorea; Rhabditida; Meloidogynidae. The record is from the annotation of a GenBank genome assembly.